AUGACUAGGGCAAAUCCUGGGUUUGUGCAUCCAUUAAUUUCUGAAAUAGAUAGAGAGUUUCAUAGGUUAAUUAGAGCACUUAGAGCUUUUGUAAUUGAUCCUCAUUCAAGUGAUUCUGAUUUUGACCUUGAUUUUGAUUCUGAAUUUGUUGCAGUUUUUGAUAACAUGGCUGAAGAAGGACCGCGAGAAAGAACAUUAAGGGAGCUGGCUGCACCUGAUUUCACCUACGAAAGCUUGUGUAUCCAGUAUCUUGAGGAUGUACCAUGUGUACUCAAAACUGGACUAAUCCAUUUAUUGCCUAAGUUUGGUGGUCUUGCAGGUGAAGAUCCUCAUAUGCAUAUCAAAGAGUUCCGUACUGUCAUAUCCACCAUGAAGCCUCCUGAAGUUGACAAAGAUCAUAUCUGUUUGAAGGCUUUUCCACAUUCUCUUCAGGGAACUGCAAAGACUUGGCUGUAUAACCUGCCUCCUUCGUCCAUUGCAAGCUGGGACGACCUGAAAAGAAAGUUUCUUGAGAAGUUCUUCCCUGCCUCUAGGACAACUUCAAUCAGAAAAGACAUCUCAGGAAUCAGGCAGCUACAUGGAGAGACUCUACAUGAAUACUGGGAAAGAUUCAAGACACUAUGUGUGAGCUGCCCCCAUCACCAGAUUUCUGAGCAGCUCCUAGUUCAGUAUUUCUAUGAGGGUUUGCUCAACAUGGAGAGACAUCUCAUUGAUGCUGCUUGUGGAGGUGCAUUGAAUGACAUGACUCCUACUGAAGUCAGGCAGUUGUUUGAGAAGAUGGCUGCUAAUUCUCAGCAGUUUCACACAAGGAGUAAUGAUGCUGUUAAAACUGUUAAUGAGAUUGGGACAGAUCCAAGGAUGGACAAGCUUGAGAAGAGGAUGGAAACCAUUGCCAGCUUGGUUACUCAAUUGGCCAUGAACCAGAAUAAACCUUCACAACAGGCAAAGGUUUGUGGCAUUUGCACUAAAGACCAUAAUACUGAUGUUUGUCCUUCUCUGCAGGAACCUACAAAUGAGAAUCCUGAAGCAUAUGCUGCCAACAUUUUCAAUAAUCGACCUCAGCAAAAUUAUGAUCUGUCAUCUAACAGAUAUAAUCCUGGCUAG
Lotus japonicus is the source of this 1104-nucleotide messenger RNA. RefSeq lists its product as uncharacterized. The coding region runs from base 1 to 1104 and encodes 367 amino acids. Lineage: Eukaryota; Viridiplantae; Streptophyta; Magnoliopsida; Fabales; Fabaceae. The transcript has a single exon. The record is from RefSeq and is a predicted model, not a curated record.